UUGGCGCUUCCGGAAGCUCAGCUCACAGAAGCGGAAGUUUUGCAGUGUGUCACACGUGUUUAUUAAAACUCCGGAAAAUGGCGAAAAACGGCAAAUUAAAGCAGAAAUCGACGUUUAACAGCGGCGUGAAACAGAAGAAGAAGCAGAGAAAAUGCGUGCUGAUGUUCGACGAUAAAAACCGACAAGAGUUCCUGACGGGUUUCCACAAGCGUAAGCUGGAGCGGAGGAGAGCAGCGCUGGAGGAGAUGAAGAACAAGCUGAAGGAGGAGCAGAAGCGCGUCAGAGAAGAGAGACACAAAGAGUAUCUCAAGAUGCUGCAGGAGCGCCGCCAGGCUCUGGAUGAAGCAGACGAGCUGGUGGAUGCCAUCAUAGCUACGAAAGAGAGCGUUCAGUACGACCAUCCCAACCACACCGUCACCGUGACGACCAUCAGCGACCUCGACCUAUCAGCAGAAAGAUUACUGGAGCCAGAUCAGAGAGAUGAAGAGCGUGAGAAGAAGGAUGGUGAAAAAAUACAGGCCCUUCCGAGGACAGCGGGACACCCCCUCAUGUCUGAAAAGAUCCAGAGGCUCACGGCGUCACUGAACAGUCUCGCUAAACGGAAGAAGAAGAAGAGGAAAUGGAAGCCCAAACAGGAAAUGAGGCGGGGAGACCAUCAGACCGACAGGAAGUCGUCAUCAUUCACUCACAGCAAGAAGUUACGGAAGGGAAAAUCCACCAUAAAAGAGAGACGCAAACGAACGAGCCGGAACGAGCGCGACCAGGACUGAUGAACGCCAGACUCACGGGGGAACAGUAGCGAUUAGUCGACGGACGCAUCGCUGAACUCACAAACUCUCGACGGACGCGCCGCGGAUGUGUUUGUGUUUUACAUGUUUGAUACUUUAAGGACAUUAAAAAAGGAGUCUUUCAUCA
Onychostoma macrolepis is the source of this 915-nucleotide messenger RNA. It is a transcript of the gene nol12, whose product is annotated as nucleolar protein 12. The record is from RefSeq and is a predicted model, not a curated record. Gene Ontology annotation, molecular function: RNA binding. Lineage: Eukaryota; Metazoa; Chordata; Actinopteri; Cypriniformes; Cyprinidae. The coding region runs from base 78 to 770 and encodes 230 amino acids. The transcript is spliced from 6 exons. Gene Ontology annotation, cellular component: nucleolus.